CAUCACCAUCAGUCAUCAGUCAGUCAUUGUUUCUAACGUGGAUUCAAUAACUGUGGUUAUAAUAACAGGUUAGGAUCCUGCUAGGUAGUCUUGGUAACAUAUUUUUUCGAUUAUGAGCGAAGAAGUGAAAGUUGUCACAGAAAAUGGGGAUGUUGAGCCUCCAAAAACGGCCAAACAGCUCGAAAAGGAAGCAAAAAAGCAGGCGAAAUUGGACAAACUAAAACAAAAAUUGGAAAAGAAACAAACUACUGCUCCUAAAAAAGAUAAUGAGAAAAAGGAAAAAAAGAAAGAAUUCAAGGAAGCUGCUGUUUACACUUCAAAUACCCCUGAAGGUACAAAAAAAAAUAUUUCGGACUCAUUACCUGACUCCUACAGCCCUAAGUAUGUUGAAGCUGCUUGGUAUACUUGGUGGGAAAAGAGCGGUUUUUUCAAGCCAGAAUAUGGAAAAAAAUCCAUAAGUGACCCAUGUCCUAAGGGAAAAUUCGUUAUCAUUAUUCCUCCACCAAAUGUUACUGGAACCUUACAUUUAGGUCAUGCCUUAACUAAUGCUAUCCAAGAUUCAAUUGUGAGAUGGCACAGAAUGAAAGGACAAAUGACAUUAUGGAAUCCAGGUUGUGAUCAUGCGGGUAUUGCUACACAGGUGGUUGUUGAGAAAAAACUAUGGAAAGAAGAAAAGAAAACAAGACAUGACCUAGGAAGAGACGAAUUCCUGAAAAAAAUAUGGAAAUGGAAGCAGGAAAAAGGGGAUAGAAUUUACCACCAAUUAAAGAAAAUGGGUUCCUCUUACGAUUGGGAUAGAGCAGCUUUUACAAUGGAUCCUAAAUUAUGCAAGGCUGUGAUAGAAGCUUUUGUGAGAUUACAUGAUGAGGGUAUAAUAUAUAGAGCUAAUCGCUUGGUGAAUUGGUCUUGUACUCUGAAAUCCGCAAUUUCUGAAAUAGAGGUGGAUAAAAUGGAAAUUCCUGGUAGAACUUUCAUAUCUGUACCUGGUUAUACAGAAAAAGUUGAAUUUGGUGUUAUAGUAUCUUUUGCUUAUUGUGUUGAUGGAACUGAUGAAAAGGUAGUAGUGGCAACAACUCGUAUAGAAACCAUGCUUGGAGAUACAGCUGUUGCUGUCCAUCCAGAUGAUGAAAGAUACAAACAUCUCCAUGGUAAAUUUGUAGUCCAUCCAUUCUGCAACCGUAAAAUUCCUAUUGUUGCUGAUUCAUAUGUCGAUAAAGAUUUUGGUACUGGCGCUGUCAAAAUCACACCUGCUCAUGACCCUAAUGAUUACGAAGUUGGACAAAGGCAUAAUUUACCGUUCAUAACAAUUUUCAAUGAUCAGGGAGAGAUAUGUGGCGAAUAUGGAAAAUUCACUGGUAUGAAACGUUUCGAUGCUAGGAAAGCUAUUCUGGAGGCCCUAAAAGAAAAAGGCCUUUAUGUAGAAACCAAAAAUAAUCCUAUGGUAGUACCUAUAUGCAGUAGAAGUAAAGAUAUUGUUGAGCCCAUGUUGAAGCCUCAAUGGUAUGUCAAAUGUGAAGAGAUGGCUUCGAAGGCCAUUGAAGCUGUCAACUCUGGUGAAUUGAAGAUAAUUCCUGAAAUGCAUGUUAAAACUUGGCAUCAUUGGAUGGAGGGUCUUCAUGAUUGGUGCAUUUCCAGACAAUUAUGGUGGGGACAUAGGAUACCAGCCUAUACUGUUACUUUCAAGUCCAAACCAGAAGGAGUUGGUGAGUCAGAGAUAUGGGUAUCUGGUAGAACAGAACAAGAAGCACUGGAAAAAGCUCAGGCAAAAUUCUCAACAUCAGCAGACAAUAUAAUAUUGACUCAAGAUGAAGAUGUGCUGGAUACUUGGUUCUCCUCUGGUUUAUUCCCAUUCUCAAUCUUUGGAUGGCCAGAUCAAACUGAAGAUCUCAAUGUAUUCUACCCCACAUCUUUGUUGGAAACUGGUCAUGAUAUCCUCUUUUUCUGGGUGGCAAGAAUGGUAUUUUUCGGUCAAAAAUUGCUGGGAAAGUUACCAUUCAGGGAAGUCUAUCUCCAUCCAAUUAUAAGAGAUGCACAUGGUCGUAAAAUGAGCAAGUCGCUUGGAAAUGUGAUUGAUCCUAUGGAUGUAAUCAACGGAAUCACUCUGGAGGGAUUGCACAUGCAACUCGCUGAUGGUAAUUUAGAUGCUCGAGAAGUGGAAAAGGCUAAGGCUGGUCAGAAGCAAGAUUUCCCUGAAGGAAUUCCUGAAUGUGGUACAGAUGCCUUGAGGUUUGCUCUUUGUGCUAUGUGUAGAGGACGAGAUAUAAACUUGGACAUUCUUAGGGUGCAGGGAUACAGAUUUUUCUGUAACAAAUUAUGGAAUGCCACUCGUUUUGCUUUGACCUAUCUUGCAAAUGACUUUGUGGCCCCUGAGAACAAUUCCUUCAUGGGUAACGAAAGUUUAAUGGAUCUAUGGAUAUUAAGUAGGCUUGCAGCAGCGGCACAAGACGCCAAUAAAGGUUUUGAAACUUAUGACUUCUCUCUAGUAACUAAUUCAACAUACAAUGUGUGGCUGUAUGAAAUUUGUGAUGUUUAUUUGGAAUGUCUCAAACCAGUGUUUUCUGGAUCAGAUGAAGCUGCCAAGAAAACAGCUUGUGUGACUCUUUACAGAGCAUUAGAAGUAGCUCUUCGUUUGCUGUCUCCUUUUAUGCCUUUCAUAACUGAAGAACUUUAUCAGAGAUUGCCAAGACCUUCUUCAUUGAUCGAUCAAAUUCCAAGUAUUUGUGUUGCUCCAUAUCCUGAGGCUGACGAGCUAGGUUGGAGACAAGAAUCUAUCGAAGAAGAUGUUGAAUUUAUUCAACGUGUGGCUAAAGCUAUUAGAUCUGCUAGAAGUGAUUAUAAUUUACCUAAUAAAUCCAAGACGGAAGCUUAUGUAAAAUGUUCGGAUCCUAAAAUUUCUGAUAUUAUAUCAAAAUAUAAUUCACCAUUGUGUACUUUAUCAUACUGUUCCAAAAUUACUAGCAAUGAGGAGGUGCCAGUUGGUUGUACUAUAAUAACAGUUUCUGAUAAAUGUGAAGUGCAUUUACUACUCAAGGGACUUAUUGAGCCUGCAAAGGAAAUAGCUAGAAUUGAAAAGAAGAUGCAAGCCUUACAAGGGACACAAAGUAGUUUGGCAAAAGCUAUGACUGCUGCAGAUUAUUCUACAAAGGUCCCGCAGGAAGUUCAAGAAGCAAAUUCAGAGAAGCUUUCUCAAACAAAAAUUGAACUGGAGAGACUAGAAACAGCCCUUGGAAACCUGAGGCUGAUGGAAUAAGAAAUAACUUCUUAAAUAAGCUUUUUUUAUUUAUUGAUUAUUGUCUAUUUAUUCUAGAUAUGCAUUUCAAUAAAUGUUAAUUUAAUACACAUUAAA
Harmonia axyridis is the source of this 3346-nucleotide messenger RNA. Its product is annotated as valine--tRNA ligase. The coding region runs from base 113 to 3250 and encodes 1045 amino acids. Gene Ontology annotation, cellular component: cytosol. Gene Ontology annotation, molecular function: aminoacyl-tRNA deacylase activity; ATP binding; valine-tRNA ligase activity. NCBI's taxonomy places the organism in Eukaryota, Metazoa, Arthropoda, Insecta, Coleoptera, Coccinellidae. The transcript is spliced from 14 exons. Gene Ontology annotation, biological process: valyl-tRNA aminoacylation. The record is from RefSeq and is a predicted model, not a curated record.